UUUGACUAUGGCUCGCCUGCUAGUUGCCGUUUUCGUCAUUGUGAGUGUAUUACUUCCAGCAGCAUGGGGAUCAGCCUUCCAUGCAGCCUCCAAGAAUUUGGGCAUCUACGGCGGGCGGAAUGUCUCUAUCCAGGACAACCCCUUCAUGGCCGCGUUGUUUAUCGAAGAGGACGAUGAUUUGGUGUUCAUGUGUGGAGGUUCUAUCGUCCAUAAACGUUUCAUUCUUACUGCUGCUCAUUGCCUUGAGGAUACCAUCCCGACUGAAAUAAAGGUUCUUGUCGGAACAGACGCCUUGUAUGAAGAAAACGGAAUAUUUUACCACGUGAAAAAGAUAAUUUGUCAUGAAGGCUACGAUGGGGAAAUUAAUGAUAUAUGCCUGUUGAAAUUAAACGGGCAUAUUAAGUAUGGCGCUAAGAUGGCAAAAAUUACGCUACCCGAUAAAGACUUGGAGUUAGAUGCAGGUGUUUUGGUUAAUGUCACCGGAUGGGGGAAAACUGACAAACAUUACGACCGGAAAACUCUUCGUCAAACUACUGUGCCUAUCGAGUCGCCGGACAGCUGUCGCAAAGAAUACGAGGAGCUGAAAGACACCUUCAUCUGCGCUGGGUCGAAAGGCCACGACGCUUGCAAGGGUGACAGUGGAGGCCCUCUAACAUACAAGGGCGUGCAAGUCGGCCUCGUCUCCUACGGGCAUGGAUGCGGCCUCGUUUCCACUGUCUACACCAGGGUCUCUAGCUAUGUCAACUGGAUCUAUGAUAACAUCCUCAAGAAUAUCUAGAUUACCUUUAGAUAAGAGAGUGUUACGAAACCUUUAAACAAACUAGAUUUAAGCCUUGUUCGAUAGAAUUUAAUAGUUAAUUAAAAUCAAAUUUAAAUGUAAACUUUUAAUCAAUUGUAUUCAAAAUUCCAUAUUUUUAAUUAGGAAAUAUAUUCAAUGUUUGAAAGUAUUUAUAUGGCAAUAUUGAGCGUUCAACGACUAAAAUACU
Messenger RNA from Cydia pomonella (codling moth), 986 nucleotides. RefSeq names its product chymotrypsin-2-like. The transcript is spliced from 5 exons. The coding region runs from base 8 to 778 and encodes 256 amino acids. Gene Ontology annotation, biological process: proteolysis. NCBI's taxonomy places the organism in Eukaryota, Metazoa, Arthropoda, Insecta, Lepidoptera, Tortricidae. Gene Ontology annotation, molecular function: serine-type endopeptidase activity. The record is from RefSeq and is a predicted model, not a curated record.